GCUUUGUUGCCUCCCACUUUUUUGUCUCCAGAUGGAGCAAGCUACCAUCCUCAGCGGGUGUGCUGCGCCGUUUGAGCAGUCUAUUCGAUUGAACGAAAGCUGAAGCCAUUGAAGCAUUGAAGGGUAGAGGGUUCUUUUAUGGCGGUGUGUGUGUUUCUUUGUGCGUGAAAUUCAAUCCGUAUUAAUCCGAACACACUGACCCAUUAUAAGGCGUCGCGAUGAACUCGUUAGGGACUUUAACGUUCGACGAGUUCGGAAGGCCCUUUAUUAUUCUCAAGGACCAAGAGAAACAGAAACGUCUUACCGGCGUAGAUGCCCUCAAGUCCCACAUUCUGGCAGCCAAGGCUGUUGCAAACAUCAUCAAGACAUCCUUAGGACCUAAGGGCCUGGACAAGAUGAUGGUGUCGUCGGACGGCGACGUGACGGUGACCAACGACGGGGCAACCAUCCUCAAGAUGAUGGACGUGGACCACCAGAUCGCCAAGCUCCUGGUGCAGCUGUCUCAGUCGCAGGACGACGAGAUUGGCGACGGCACCACCGGGGUCGUGGUGCUGGCGGGGGCGUUGCUGGAGGAGGCGGAGCAGCUGCUGGACCGGGGCAUCCACCCGAUCCGGAUAGCGGACGGCUUCGAGAUGGCCGCCCGUUGCGCCCUCGCCCACCUGGACUCGAUCGCCGAGAGCUUUGCGGUCUCCUCGGACGACAAGGAGAAGCUCAUCCAGACGGCCAUGACCACCCUGGGCUCCAAGAUAGUGAACAAGUGCCACCGGCAGUUUGCGGAAAUAGCGGUGGAAGCGGUGCUGUCGGUGGCCCAGCUGGACCGGGGCGACGUGAACUUUGAGCUGAUCAAGGUGGAGGGCAAGGAGGGGGGCAAGCUGGAGGACUCCCUGCUGGUCCGGGGGGUGCUGGUCGACAAGGACUUCAGCCACCCCCAGAUGCCCAAGGAGGUGCGCAACGCCAAGCUGGCGAUCCUGACCUGCCCAUUUGAGCCGCCCAAGCCCAAGACAAAGCACAAGCUGGACGUGACGUCUGCGGAGGAGUUCCAGGCCCUGCGGCGCUACGAGCAGCAGCAGUUUGAGCUGAUGGUGGACCAGGUGAAGGCGGCCGGGGCCAACCUGGUCAUCUGCCAGUGGGGCUUCGACGACGAGGCCAACCACCUGCUGCUCCAGAGGCAGCUGCCCGCCGUGCGCUGGGUCGGGGGACCAGAGAUCGAGCUGAUCGCCAUUGCCACGGGCGGCCGCAUUGUGCCCCGCUUCAGCGAGCUGAGUGCGGACAAGCUGGGUUCUGCAGGCGUGGUGCGGGAGCUCUCGUUCGGCACCACCAAGGACCGCAUGCUGGUCAUCGAGGAGUGCCCAAACUCCAGGGCCGUCACCAUCUUCAUCCGGGGCGGCAACAAGAUGAUUGUGGAAGAGGCCAAGCGUAGCCUGCACGAUGCACUGUGCGUGAUCCGCAACCUGGUGAAGGACAACCGGAUCGUGUACGGAGGAGGAGCCGCCGAGAUCUCCUGCGCCCUCGCCGUGGGCACGCAGGCGGACAAGAUCUCGACGCUGGAGCAGUACCCGUUCCGGGCGUUUGCGGACGCUCUGGAGAGCGUGCCCCUGGCCCUGGCAGAGAACUCCGGCCUGGCCCCGAUCCAAACCCUGACGGAGGUGAAGGCCCGCCAGGCCAGGGAGGGAAACCCCUGCCUGGGCAUCGACUGCCUCGGAAAGGGCACCAACGACAUGAAGGAGCAGCACGUGAUUGAGACCCUGACGAGCAAGAAGCAGCAGAUCAGCCUGGCCACCCAGCUGGUCAAGAUGAUCCUCAAGAUAGACGACAUACGCACCCCCGACAACUCCCUCGCCUAGCCGCCUCCUCCUGGCCACUAACUUAAAAGCUUUGUUUUAUCCAAAGAAAGCCCUCGCUGUCUUUUCGACCCGUUUUUUGCACUCUGGCAAGGUGGAGGUAUUCUGCCGAAGUUUAUGUAAGAAGAUGCAAGCCACGUAACAUUGAAGCUUUGUUUUGGACAUGUGUUGGGGUCAACUCCACCGAAAGAAUGAAACGAGUGUCUUCAAAUAAACAAUUUGUGAAAAUAACAA
Messenger RNA from Ixodes scapularis (black-legged tick), 2075 nucleotides. RefSeq names its product T-complex protein 1 subunit epsilon (gene CCT5). Gene Ontology annotation, biological process: protein folding. The record is from RefSeq and is a predicted model, not a curated record. The transcript has 10 exons. Gene Ontology annotation, molecular function: ATP hydrolysis activity; ATP-dependent protein folding chaperone; ATP binding. Lineage: Eukaryota; Metazoa; Arthropoda; Arachnida; Ixodida; Ixodidae. Gene Ontology annotation, cellular component: chaperonin-containing T-complex. Bases 219 to 1844 code for a protein of 541 amino acids.